This is a messenger RNA of Anguilla rostrata (American eel), 1370 nucleotides long. Its product is annotated as MAPK regulated corepressor interacting protein 2-like. The coding region runs from base 586 to 1032 and encodes 148 amino acids. The record is from RefSeq and is a predicted model, not a curated record. The transcript is spliced from 5 exons. Lineage: Eukaryota; Metazoa; Chordata; Actinopteri; Anguilliformes; Anguillidae.
ACGCGUCACCGGUGGGCUGGUUUCAUCGGCGUGCGCGGAGAGCCUGAAAGACUUUGGUUUCUUCAGCACAGACGCAGCGCAAGACCGACUGGAUUGCCGCACAGAAAAGCAAAGUUAACUAUUUCUCAGAACCGGUUCGGGCAAAUACAGUACGGUAGGCUAAUCUACGCAAGGGCGACGAAGCCGUUCAAACUAACUCGGAUACAUAACCGGGCAUGUCUCAGAACUGGAAGAGAACGCAUGUUUGACCUACACCAGGACAGACAGCGUGUCAUCCGCACUUGCUUGCCAGCUGCCUAUUCAGCGACAGAAACACGUUGAAACACCAGGAUCGCUCCGGUGGCCGGGAAGCUCCCACGUUUGACGGGACGUGAAGUAGCCGACGCAGACCAGCUGACUUGGAAACACAAGCUGCGAUAUUUUUUCCACUGUGGCAGCGCCAAGAGAACCCGACUGAAAAGUGGGAUUGCUGGGAUUUCACAUAAAUGCGACCUUUUCUUUUUUGUAACCUGACUUCUAACACAGGCGUGCAAGUGAACAUUUUCCAUCGUGCCACAUUGAAAUUAACAAGGAAUUUACUAUCACAUGAUGUACACAAUAACUAGAGGUCCUAGCAAACUUGUUACACAACGAAGAACAGGUCCCACGCAGCAGAUUGAAAACAAAAUCAACGAUUUGAAACACAAGCAGACCCCCUGGCCAGACGCAAAUUUUCCUGCGCCGAAGCUGGUGUUUAACCGUUUGAACGGGAAGCGAUACCACACUCCUCCAGCCCCGCAGGUCGACAGGCAAACAGAGUGCUUCACCGCAGCUCACGAGGAGAAUGUCAAGUUUGUGUACGAAGCCUGGCAGGAGGUGGAGCAGCAGCUUGGCUCUGGCGGUCAGUGUGAGAACGGCCACCAGGAGCAGCGGCAAAGCCUAGUGCAGUACUCAGAGAAGAGCUCCAGCCCAGCUAUGAAGAACUUUGUGCCCAUCGACCUGGACGAGUGGUGGGCCCAGCGCUUCCUGGCCAACAUUGCCAACCUGUCAUGAGGUCAAAGGUGAAAGGAGCACAGGAAGCCUCACGGGACCCAAGCAGACAGGAGGGCGGUCCGUUUCUGAGCUGCAGCACAGAGGGGGAGGAGCAGAGACCCCAGCCCCUCCACGUGCGAUGCGACCCUGACAUUUUCCAGUUCGCUAUUUUACGAUUCCUAGUGGCCUCUGUCUACAGCCCUGCGUCCACUGACCUCCGUCCAGCUGGCCAAUCAGGAGAAGGAAGAUGCAUUUGUUUAUCAUGUCUCACGUUUGUUUCCUGUGAAAGGCCCCUACGCUGUGUAUCGAGAGCAUGUCUGUUUAACCUGGCUGGUGUUUACAUCAAAACAAAAAAAACG